AAAGAAACAUCAUUAAAAAUCCUACAGACAUUUUGGAAAUAAAAAGUAGAUUUUGUGAACAAUUUUUUUGCCAACACGGUGUAUCUUUGUACACUAUGAUCAUUUUUUUCUGUGACUCUAAAUCUGUUCUUUAAAAUAGUCUAUUUUUUUUAAAAAAAGGAAGCCUUACUUUCAAAUAAUAAAACCCAUGACAAAGCUAUAUUAACUAAGGCAAUGUGGUAAUGCAGGAUAAACAAACAGAAAAAAAUUGAAUACUUGAGCAGAUCUGAAAUCACCUAAUUUAUAAGAGGAAUGAGGCUUCUGAAAUAAUUUUGAAUGUAUUAACUUUUCAAUAAAUGAUAUAGAGGUAUGUAGAAAAUUUUUGGCUCUAACCAGAUUCAUUUGAAAAAAUAGUUUGAUUACAGCUUUAGAAGAAAAACAGUAAUUAAUAUUUCAAAAUAUAUAAGAAUAAGACCUUUGUGUAUGCAAAGAUUUAAACAGGACACAAAAAUGCUAACCAAAAGUGAAAAGUAUUUAUAAAUUAAAUUAAAUUAGUUUUUUUUUAUCAAAGACACCAUUGAUAGAAAUUAAAAUAUAAAACAUAGAUUGGGAGAAGAUACAUAAUAUACAAUAUAUUUGUAAUAUAUUAUAUAAAAGGUUCUACACCCAGAAUAUCAAAAACACUUCUACAGACCACAAAAGGAAAGAUGCUAAUGACCGAAUAAGAAAAAUGACAAAAGUCUUGAACAAGUACUUUACAAGAAUAUAUCCUAAUAUAAAUAAAUAUGUGAGAACGUAAAUUAUUUUGUUAAUCACCAGAGAAAUACAAAUCAGAAUUACAAAAUGAUAUCACCACACACUCAAUAGAGUGGUUAGAACUGAAAUGACAACAUUGAAUGUUGACAAGGAUGUGGAGCAACUGGAACUCUCAUACUUUAUUGGUACUGGAAAAACUACCUAUGAAAAUUGUUUCACAGUAUUUACUAAUACUAAAUAGAUGUGUGCCUAUGUGCACAGGAAUACAACUAAUAUAAAUAUAUUCAGAAUAGUUACAUUUACAUGAUCAUUAUAAGAUAAGAAUGUUCAUAACAAUACUACUGAAAAAAAGGCUCAAAACUGGAUGGAUGUUCAUGAACUGAAGAAUGCAUAAAAAUCAUGAUUAUAUUUAUGCACAAAACUAUUGUAAAGUAAUGAGAAUGAAAUAAAUCAGAAUGAUAUGCCACCUAUUAAUUUUAUAAACAUAUGUUGAAUGAAAGAAGACAGACAUGAGAGUUAUGCACUAUAACUCCAUAUGUAUGAGUACAAAAAGCAAAAAGGAAAAAAACUAUGACAGGAGAAUUCAGGAUAGAGCUUAUGAUAUGGGGAAAUUUACUAAUUAGACAGUGGCGGGAGAGAACUUGCUGAGUUUGGGCAGCACUCUAUUUUUAAUCUACAUUCUAUUUAUAGGAAUGGAUCCAAUUUUAAAUUCAGAGUGGUACACUUAUAUUUGUGUCUUUUCUGCAAGUAUAUUAUGCUUCAAAAUUAAAGUAAUUUUGUAAAACUUUAGAAUUUUUAUGUGUCCACUACAAAUUAUUUUUUACUAUAAUCUAAUUAUGAACCAAGAAAGUUUCUUCUUGUAAUCAAAAGUUACUAUUACAGAGAAUAUUAACAUCAUUCCAUCUAUGUUUGUUUGUUUGUUUAUUUUUGGUACCAGAGAUGGACCAGAGGGGCACAUAACCACUGAACGGUAUACCUAGUUUUAUUUUUUAUUUUGAGACAAGGUCUCCCUAAAUUCCCAAAGAUGACUUUAAAUAUACAAUGUUUCUCCUUCAGCCACCCUAGCCACAGGGAUUGGAGGCAUGUGUUAGUUUAAAAAAUAUUCUUGAACUGAGCAUUCACUCAGAAAAUGUUUAUUUAGAACUUCUAAUAACUUGAGGAUACAACAAAGGGAGAUUUGUGAUUAAAAGGAUAUUGAUACAAGGCAGUAUUAGAAUUUAGAAUAAAAUAGCAAAUAUCAUACGCAAUAGUAAAUAAGGACGCCUGGUGGCGCUGCAGGAUAAGAAAGUGAUUAUUGGGCACUUGGAUGCCUCAGACGCCAUUGAACCAGGAAUCAGAACUCUGAAAGCUCCCUAAAAUAAGGAGGCAUUGUAGGUGAGCUCCAGGAGACAGAUCUUCAGAGAAGGGAUCAUUCUAAGUGCAUGUCAGACAGAAAUAUUUAACUCAAGAUUAUUUAACAAAGUCGUCUGAGUGGAUUGUAUACCGAGUGGAAGGAACUGCACCUUCUGGACGGAUUUGAACAAUGCAGACUGCUCCAGCAAAAUCCCUGCAGAAAAGGCAAGUCAUUUUCUUUGCUAUGCUGUUGUUUUUGUGGGAGACUGACUCUGAAGCAAUUAGAUAUUCCAUGCCAGAAGAAACAGAAAGUGGCUACUCUGUGGCCAACCUGGCAAAAGAUCUGGGGCUCAGGGUGGGGGAGCUGGCCACUCGGGGUGCGAGAAUCCAUCACAAAGGCAGCAAUCAGCUCUUGCAGCUUGAUGAAAAAACCGGCAAUUUGCUUCUACAGGAAAAACUAGACCGGGAGGUGCUUUGUGGGGCGACAGAACCCUGUGUAUUGCAUUUCCAACUGUUACUAGAAAACCCGGUGCAGUUGUUUCAAAUUGAUGUGCUACUCACAGAUGUAAAUGAUCAUUCUCCGGAGUUCCUAGAAAGGGAAAUGAUCCUUAGAAUCCCAGAGAGCGCCCAGCCAGGGACUGUGUUUCCCUUGAAAUCAGCUCAGGACUUGGACAUGGGUAGCAAUAGCGUUCAGAACUACACAAUCAGCCCCAACUCCAAUUUUCGUGUUGUUACUCAUAGUCAUGGGGAUGGCAGAAAAUACCCAGAGCUGGUGUUGGACAAAGCCCUGGACCGGGAGGAAGAGUCUGAGCUCAGUUUAACCCUCACAGCACUGGAUGUGGCGCCCGAGCGCGCGCAGGGGGACUCGCUCACUGUCUACUUGGUCAUCGCCUUGGCGUCGGUGUCAUCGCUCUUCCUCUUCUCUGUGCUGGUGUUCAUGGCAGUGAAACUGUGCAGGAGGCGCAGGGCGGCGCCGCUGGGUGUCUGCUCUGUGCCUGAGGGCCACUUUCCUGGCCACCUGGUGGAUGUCAGUGGCACGGGGACACUGUCUCAGAGCUACCAGUAUGAGGUUUGUUUGACCAGCGACUCUGGGACUAGCGACUUCAAGUUCCUGAAGCCCAUAUUCCACAAUGUAUCUCCCAAGAGUGCAAGAGAAGCAACCCAUUAA
Molecule: messenger RNA, 3235 nt
Organism: Ictidomys tridecemlineatus (thirteen-lined ground squirrel)
Lineage: Eukaryota; Metazoa; Chordata; Mammalia; Rodentia; Sciuridae
Source: RefSeq, a predicted model, not a curated record